Messenger RNA from Euleptes europaea (tarantolino), 418 nucleotides. RefSeq names its product tachykinin precursor 3 (gene TAC3). The coding region runs from base 38 to 418 and encodes 126 amino acids. The record is from RefSeq and is a predicted model, not a curated record. Gene Ontology annotation, biological process: tachykinin receptor signaling pathway; positive regulation of blood pressure. Lineage: Eukaryota; Metazoa; Chordata; Lepidosauria; Squamata; Sphaerodactylidae. The transcript has 5 exons.
UUUCUCUUCGCAAGCUGCCCCUUCCUCAGGAAAAGACAUGAAGAGUCCCCUUGUCCUCAUAGUGCUGCUCUCCUUAGUAGUGGCAAAGCUAUGCCAUGCUUACUGCCUCGGGUCUCAGGAGCAACAGAUGCCCAGCGGACUCCAAACAAAGAAGAGCACAGAUCUCUCUAAGGUAUCCCCAUCCUUGCUCCGGCGAUUGUAUGACGGCCAAGGGAUUUCCUAUGAGGCUCUGCUCAGACUGACAGGCAAGGAAGAAAUCAGUCCCCAGGCACUUGCCCCCUCCCAAAAACGGGACAUGCAUGACUUCUUUGUUGGACUCAUGGGCAAAAGGACCACAGAGCUUGAUGAUCCCACAGAUGGGAACAAGGGGACGCUCCCUGGCUUUGGCGACCUGAAGUACUCAUCAAAUGCAGAAUAA